Messenger RNA from Physeter macrocephalus (sperm whale), 411 nucleotides. RefSeq names its product putative protein FAM205B. The transcript has a single exon. Bases 1 to 411 code for a protein of 136 amino acids. NCBI's taxonomy places the organism in Eukaryota, Metazoa, Chordata, Mammalia, Artiodactyla, Physeteridae. The record is from RefSeq and is a predicted model, not a curated record.
AUGUCCCGGAGCAGCACAUCCCUAGACAGUGUGAAUGUCCCCUGGCCUACAUCUCUGGAGGCCGCUGGGGCUGAUGACCCAUUCUCACCCAUUGUGGACCCAGUGACAGUCCCCAUGGCACACUUGUUUGACCAGGCCGAGGCAACAUUGCAGAGUCAUAUUGACUCCAAAUGUGGGCAGAUUCACCAGGGCAACGUCCCUGCCUGUGUAUAUAGCUCUUGGGAGUGCAUAAUUCCUGGGGGCCUGGAAGUGGCUCCCUUCACCUGCAUCCCAGAAAGCAAGCCCCUGGAGCUACAGGCAGCAAGUGACCCGGACCUACAACAGAAAAUUAUACCCUGGAUGCCAAUGGCCCUUGAUCAGCAGCAACAAACCUCACCAGAUGCUGUCAUUGAACAUCCUAAGCUGCCCUGA